AUGAAGUGGUUCACCCCUUGGCUUCUGUUUAUAUGUUUGGCAGAAGGGACUAGGAGACCCGAGGAAAUCGUCGAAGUGUUCCGACAAUCAGUGGACGAAGACGCCUUGAAGAAUGUCACGUCGCACGUCACCGUUUCCUUGCUCAAGGUCUUAUCUGACUGUCAUUUUUUCCAACAUCUGUUUAUAGCUACUUUUCCAAGACUAUACACACAAAACCUUGGAGAAUGUCAGGAAAAGUUUUCCGGACAUGAGAUUCGACAUUAUUGACAAAUGUACUGUCUCCAUGUUCGACAUCUUCAAAAAUUCGGUGUUUUCUCUGACGACGUCGUCCUGUUCUUUGAAAAACAUCAGCGCUUGUUCUGGUUUGUUCUUUGAAGGCCUUCCUGUACUUUUUUUUCCUUAUUCCAAACAAAUUUCUAAUUUUUUCAACAGUUUUCGGUAUCUUGUAGCAGACAGAGCCUAAAUAUUUGUCUCUUUAUUUGAACUUCGAUAUGAAAGUCAAUUUUAUUCGAAAUGAAAUCAAUUUUGACUUUUGCGCGUUACUUUCUGUGCAACGUCUGCAUUGCGUACGAAACAUUUUAUUGUACGCCGCUACGGUGGCGUGUCGCCGUGCAGAUUCAAAUUUCCGAAAAGAAGUGUUUGAAGAGCUUGACUGGCGAGUGCGGUUACUGGACUCGUGGCCGAGUCGGCCAUCAGGAAUUUCGCGUCGUGGCCCAUUCUUUUUUCUCGGCGACUACGACUUAUGCCGAGAUUUGAAGACUGCUAGCCACGCAGUUCACUACUGCAAUUAUAAGUUUGUGAUUGGCAACAACUCUGCUCUUCCUAUAACCGCCGACCUUGGUUUCAAGUUGUCGGAAACUCCUGAAAAGAUUUCCUUUUAGGAAUCUGUUUGCCCACCGAUUGCGACAUUAACAGCACUAGGAAGUUCGCUGAAACUCUAGGUUAUCUAGACCUGUACAUAAAUAACGUGGUCUGUGACGAUGAGGUCGAACAGAGCUGGAAUUCGGUGAAAGUUGGAACUUUCCUGGAACUUCCUGAUGGAUCACUUGCGUUUUCAGUAUUGGUUACUCGCUUUGGUUUUGCUUUUGAGCACUCUGGUGCUGUUGGGAACUUUGAUCGACGUAUUUGAUGCAAAGAAGCAAACCGUUCACCAUCUAGAAGAGCCGGAUGAUGAAGGUGAGCCACCUUCUAGGCCAGAUCCAAAGGCUUUCAGGUGAGUCCGUAACGGACUACCGCGCCCCUUCUAUCGCUUUGACUUAUCGCAGUAUGGCAAAUGUCCGCUUCCGACCAACCAUAAUCGUUUUCAUUGAUAUCGUCAGUAUUUUCGACAUGAACAAUUGAAAGAGCUCCUUUCAGUUGUCGUCGUUUUCUCUAAAGUCUUCUCUGCGCCAUCUGACGCGUUAUUCAACACGCGACGUCAGCUGCGCUCACGGCAUCAAAGUUUUCAGCUCAUUCUGGGUUCGUUAUACCCUUAGAGUUUCCGAACUUCUUCCAGGUUGUUUUCGCGCACUCUGUGCUCUUCUCGCUCCAGUACACGGAGACGGUGAACACACUCAAGAACUCAGAGUCGCUUUUUUCGAAUUUUCUGCUCAACUCCUCGCUCGCCGUCGACUCUUUUUUGUUUCUUUCUGGCUGCGUCGCCGCUUAUUCCGCUCAACGCAAACUACUUUUCAGGUAUAGUCAAUCCAUCCCGACUUAAAAGUCGAGGAAGGCGGGAAAGUGCGCGGGACGCGUAGCGUGUGCGGACGUGGUUCUUGACACGAGUUCAAAUAAACCGCCACAUUUUAAAAGCUCUGUGACCGCUCUUUUUGUAUCUAUUCCACUAUUUUUUAAUACACAAAUGAAAAAAUCGAGACAGAACUAAAAAAGAAAUGAAAAGAGCGGUGACCGAGCUUUUGAAAUAGUGGCUAGCGGUUAAGUUGAACUCGUGCGAAGAACCGCGAACGCACACGCUACGCGUCCUGCCCCUCUCUCCGCCUCCCUCGCCUUUGAAGUCAGGAAAAAUUGACUAUAGAGAUUCUAGAGGUAAAUCGACCGAGUUCGACUGGAAGAAAAGCUUGGGCUUCUACUUUCAUCGAAUCAUGCGUCUGAUGCCAUCUAUUCUGGCUUACGUCUUCUUCAUGAAAAUCGCUUUCAACUCUCUGGGAGACGGCCCUUUCUGGAAUAACAAAGGCAUUUUCUUUUCCAGCUUCUUUAGUGAACAGUUUCCUCAGGAAUGUUUGGAACCGAAUGCAACGCUUCGACGGUUUGGCCUCAUCUCUUGCUUGUCUCUAACUUUUUCCCGUCAUUUUGCCUUCCUUGGCUUUGGCACAUAUCACUAGACUUUCAACUGUAUUUGGUAGGGUUCUUACUGAAAAAAAAUUAUGAAAUUUGCUUGUCAAAAAACGACUUUUCCAGAUUUUUCCGGCCAUGCUGUUUGUGGUGAGGCGAUGGGAGCGAGGCUGGUUGGCGGUUCUCGGCGUGGUCUUCGUGUCCCUCGUCUAUAGAGUUGUCAUCCAUGCCACCUAUCCGUCUGAAACUUUUAUAUUUUUCAUUUUCUCUCCAAGUUUUCAGGCUUCAUCCCAACAUCUUCAUCGACAUGCUCAUGGGACACUUCAACGAGGCUGAUCUUUCAUUCAGAUUACUGUACGCAAACCCUUUGUCGAGAAUCCCUCCCUUUGUUAUCGGUCUUUUAAAAGAUAUAUCUUCGAUUUGCGGAUUCGGUUUCAGGGCUGUUGACUGGAUGGAAGCUGUGCGAGGAGUCUGAAAGGAAAUCGACUCUUUGGAUAGUCCUAAUGAGAGUAAUAACUUUUUUCUGUUUGUACUUUGCUCUUUUCGCGCCUUUCUGCAGCGAGGUAAGCUUUGAUUUUCCAAACUCUUCAGUAUCGAAAAAUUCAGGGAUUUUUGAGUUAUUUUCAUGCCGUACUACACCGGGCUAUUUGGGCUUCUGGGCUGGGCCUUCUAGUUUAUCUUACACAUAAUGGCCACCUACGAAUCAUUUCGUCUUUACUUUCAUCUCAUCGUCUUUUUCUCAUUUCAAGGUCGAAGAUUCAAAUGUAUUCUUUAACAAAGGAACUCAGGUUGUCAUUUGGUAUAUUCCUGUCACAUGAGCCUCUACUGCUGUAUUUUUUGAACACGUCUCGGAAAGCUCUGGCACCUUCUUCGCUCCUUUAUUUUGUUCUAAUGGCUCUAAUGAUUUUUGUGCUUUCUUCAUUAUCUGCCUUUAUCAUUUCUGUCUCCAUAGGUUUAACAUAUUUAUCAUUUCUCUUUAACUGCGAAAUUGAAAGAAAUUCCUCUUCUGAUGGUGGAAAAAAAACUACUUAUGAGGGCGCACAAGCUUCAUAAUUCUAGAAAUCCCGCUCUUUCGGAAGAUGAAUUUGAAGAAAAUUCAAAGUUUGUUGCUCUUACAUCAUUUUUAUUCUUCUGUCGAUUCAGAGAGCUUGCGACUACUAUGAAGUUUGAGGAGAAAACAUUGCUUUGGCUGAAGCAACCUGAACGGCCUUUCAAGAAGGUUCUAUAUCGACUUCUAUCAAAAAGACAUCCAUUGUUCAGAUUGUGGAGAAAAGUUUGAACGAAAACGUCUACGAAAACUUGCUGAUUUCCUCAAAUAGCAACGUACAAUGA
Messenger RNA from Caenorhabditis auriculariae, 3603 nucleotides. The record is from the annotation of a GenBank genome assembly. Lineage: Eukaryota; Metazoa; Nematoda; Chromadorea; Rhabditida; Rhabditidae.